AUGGGCCCCAUCCCCAGGUGCCCCAGCAAGAGCAGAGCAGUCUGGGAUGAGGGAAGGUCCCCAGGAACCUCCUUUCUUCUUUUCCAGGUGAGGACACUCUUUGUCAGCGGGUUGCCUCUGGACAUCAAGCCCCGGGAACUUUACCUGCUCUUCAGGCCCUUUAAGGGGUACGAGGGGUCCCUCAUCAAACUCACCUCCAAGCAGCCCGUGGGCUUUGUCAGCUUCGACAGCCGCUCCGAGGCAGAGGCAGCCAAGAACGCCCUGAACGGCAUCCGCUUCGACCCCGAGAUCCCCCAGACGCUGCGGCUGGAGUUUGCCAAGGCCAACACCAAGAUGGCCAAGAGCAAGCUGGUGGGCACCCCCAACCCCAGCACGCCCCUCCCCACCGCCGUACCUCAGUUCAUCGCCCGAGAGCCCUAUGAGCUCACAGUGCCUGCACUUUACCCCAGUAGCCCUGAAGUGUGGGGGCCGUACCCUCUGUACCCAGCGGAGUUAGCACCUGCUCUACCUCCUCCUGCUUUCACCUACCCCGCUUCGCUGCACGCCCAGAUGCGCUGGCUCCCUCCCUCCGAGGCUGGUUCUCAGGGCUGGAAGUCCCGUCAGUUCUGCUGAAUGCCGGGUCUCAGGUGUGUGAUGGUGGCCUACAGUCAGUCUUGUGGGUAUUAAUGGAGUCUUCCAAGGCGGCUACUGGGUUGGCGUGCUCUCCGCAGAACCACAGUGUGCUGGCUUGAAAAAAAAAAAACAAAAAACCUCACACAAGUUUGGAUUCCUCCAAGACUUUCCCACAGCCUCUAUCACACAUCUGCUCUCCUAGAAGAAAAACGAAAAGCAUACCUAGUAAUAAUAUUUUCCUCUUUUACACUGUAUAUUUGUAAGAAAGAGUGUGUUACUUCUGAAAGCAUGGUUUGACAGGCAUUGCUGUAGUGUUUGAAAAGUCUUUUCAAACAGAACCAUAGGAAAGCAGACUACAAAAAAGAAAAAAAAAAAAAAAAACAAAAUGAGAGCAAGUUUUUUUGUACCAAACCUCCUAAAUAGGACAAUCUUACACUGGGUCGGACCACAGGUUUUGUGCUUGACUUUUGAAUGCGUGUAAUUAAGAGUGUCUAUCCUCGCCCUGCCCCAUCAGCUGCAUGUCGAAGGCAUGAUGUUCACGUGCGUGCGGAUGUCGAGAUGCACGAUUUGGGUCUGUAGGAAUUGUGCUUCCCUCUGGCACAGGGACUGUGCUCCGGCUGUGUCGGCACGACGUCUGCAGACACGUACAGUAUUACCGUUUUCUUCCCAGUUGUACCAAACAACAACCAGGCAGGACAAUCAGAAACUUUCUUAUGGUGUUUUUUUUUACCUUAGGGCUAUGUUAAUAGCUUGCUGUGCAAAGCUUCGGCAUGGUACAACGGCUCGGAUCAGGGAUGGGCAGAGACAGCCCACACAUGUAGCAAGGUGACAAUUUGCCUCCUCCUCCUCCUGCCAUGACUGCUUGAAGUUGUUAUGGGCAACGUAAACUGCUGUAAUGAGAGAAAAAAAAAACAAACAAAAAACCAAGCCCUCCGUUCACCAGCUUACUCGAGGUUGGGCACAAGUCCCGAGCGAGCCGAGGGGCUUAGACACGUGCCUACCGUUACGCCAAAGCGCUGGGCUGAACUGGGGUUGUAGUGUCAAAGUUACGCCGGUCUGGUGGCUCGCUGUGUUUAAUUUCCAUGUUUCCAUGUGCAAAGACAAGAAGGGUGCUAACACCCUUGGGGCAGUAUCUGUAGCCUUUACAGAGAUAGCAUACCAGCAAAGAGACCACUUGACUUUACUAGUCUUUCCUUCUCCUUGCUCCAGGAGGCAUUUGGAAAAAGAAAGAACAAAGCAAACCAAAACAAAACCUCAAAAGAGUUUUCAGUUUCGUGCAAAACUUCUCCUUCCAUUGCAUUUCCCCAAAGCCCCAUCUCUGCUACAGAGUACACCGAGCUCAGCCGCUGCCCGGGCUUCGCCGUGGCCGUUUUCCCAGCUGCACUGAAGACACAGGGUGCCUGUGGCCUUGUGAAACAUCCUAACCUUUUUCCUCCUCCUUCCUUUUAUUCCGUGGGUGGGCCACAACAAGACAGCUGAGAUUUCGGCUGCUGGAGCCGGGGCGGGGCGAGGGGUGAGAUGGUGCAGUGGGAAACUGACCCCUUGGGGUCUUCUGUAAAAAGCGGGAUUGAUAAAGGCGACGCGAGAAGAAAUCAAUUCCAAGACAAACCUCUGAGCGGCUCUAAAAGGAACGAUACCAGCGUUUCCAAGCGACGGACUAACUCUUUUAGCAAACUAUUUCCUGUACUUUGUCUUGUGGAGAGGAGAGAAGCUUCCACAUUGUCUACUCCGCUUUUGGAAAUAUGUUUAAAGGUACUUUUCUAUUGUGAUUUUUUAAAAAUAAAACCAGUGAUUAUUAUAAGUUA
Molecule: messenger RNA, 2417 nt
Organism: Calidris pugnax (ruff)
Lineage: Eukaryota; Metazoa; Chordata; Aves; Charadriiformes; Scolopacidae
Gene: RBPMS
Product: RNA binding protein with multiple splicing
Exons: 9
Coding region: 1-612 (203 amino acids)
Molecular function (GO): mRNA binding
Source: RefSeq, a predicted model, not a curated record